UCCCCCUCUCCUCUCUCUCUGUCUCCAGACCUCCAGGACACAUACCUCCUCCAUGGGGGGCCCAGCCCUCCUCUCAGUAACCUGUCUCUCCAUGCCUCCUGGUGGUCUGGCAGGGACGAGCACAGAGAGACAGGGCCCUCCCUUGGGGAGCAACUGGUUGAGAGAAAUCAGCACGUUGCCAGACUACAGGAUGCACUGAGACGCGAGAGAGAGAAGGGUUCCAGCCUGCAGUGUCGGUGUAACCAGCAGGGGUCAGAGUUGAGGCGUAGAGAGCAGCACAGCGCCAGACUGAAGGAGAGACUAACCCAACUGGCAGAGAGACACAGAGAGAGAGGCGCCUCCAUGGAGCUGUUGAACCCGGUGCCCAGAGGUCAGGUGAAGAGGGACAGACCAGCCAGGACCAACGGAAGGAAGGAGGAGGCAGCGCUACGUGUGAUGCUGGAGCGGCGAGAGGCGGAGUUAAGGGAGGCCAUGAAGCUCCGACACAAACUCACCACGCUACUGCACGCGCUCAGAGCAGACAUGGAACGGACCCUAUUGGACACUGUGGGUGACCAGGAAGAGGACCCAGACAGCGCCAAGAUGCUGGUCCAGUCAGAGGAGUCCCUGGGCGAACAUGUGACAGGGGGUGUGUUCCAGGGAUGGAAGCGUGUGCAGAGGAGACUAGGUGACCUCCUGAGUCAGGGUCACGUGGCUGUGGGGACCGACCAGGAUAAGCUAUUGGCCCAGCUAGAGACAGAGUUGGAUCAGAGUCAACAGUUGGUCAAACUGCAGCAGCAUCUACUACAGGACAGUGUGAUCACUCCGGUCCCGGCCGCUCUGACAGACUGCUACUUCCUGGAAGAGUGGGAGCGGCUUCAGGACAGCUGGGCGGAGCUAGAACACCAGAAGCGGAGCUUCCAUUGGGAGAGACGGGCCUUCACCGACGCCGCCAUCCGAUUGGGCCACGAGAGACGUGAGUUUGAGCAGCAGAGGGCCUGUGUGGUGAAGCAGCAGUAUCUGUUUGACUCUCCGUUUGGGAGGACGUUGCAGCGUCACAACAGGAGAGAGAGCACCGUCCUCAAUCUCUCGGAUUCUGAUCACAUGAUCUUGUCCGGCUGCCGGCCGGCCACGCCCUCCUCUGCCGAGUCUGGGAUCAUACCCUGGUUAGGGUCAUCGGGGUCUCUGCAGGUUCAUGGCAAGGUCAACGUUCACACGCCCAGCACCCCAGAGCUCUACUCUGCCCUCCAACUGCCCUACAGCUGCAGGUCCAGUGAGAGUGAUGCCCAGUCAGAGGGCUGGGAUGUGGGGGCAGAGAGGCUACAGUUCGCCCCCCCUGGUCCUCACCUGGACGGGUCAUUUCAGUAGUAUUGCUGUUUUAUAUGUCGUUUCCAUUGUAUGUUUUAUAAUUUUGGCUGUUUCAGUUGUUCAUU
Oncorhynchus masou masou (cherry salmon) is the source of this 1412-nucleotide messenger RNA. RefSeq names its product afadin- and alpha-actinin-binding protein-like. Bases 343 to 1347 code for a protein of 334 amino acids. NCBI's taxonomy places the organism in Eukaryota, Metazoa, Chordata, Actinopteri, Salmoniformes, Salmonidae. The transcript has 11 exons. Gene Ontology annotation, cellular component: centriolar satellite; ciliary basal body. The record is from RefSeq and is a predicted model, not a curated record. Gene Ontology annotation, biological process: intraciliary transport involved in cilium assembly.